UAGUUUGAAGACCGUUACACUCAGUGGCGCACGUACGCUGUAUAAGUUUGUGCUUUCGAUUCAACAUUCAUCUUAAAGAAACCAUUUCGUGCUAGUGUAUUUUGUUUUUCAAAAAUGGAAAAGUGUUGGAGGUUUUUCAUUUUUAUGCUCGUUGUGGGUUUAUCUAUGGUUAUUACCACAGAAUCUACGGUUCCACAACCACGUGCACCAAAUUUCCAAUAUUUCGAAAGGCCUAAAUACCGGUAUCCGUAUUAUGAUGAAAAUGGCAAAGGAAAGCUACUAUACGGCUAUGGAGGUCCAGAAUUAUAUCAAUAUAAAUCAUAUUCGCCACUUGAAGGCAUUCACUAAAAUGUAUGUAUUAUAUUCAAACAAUGCAACGUGUAUAUCAUAAAAGGACAUAAAAUUAUAAGUAACCCAAUUUGGAGAAUAUUACCUAAUACUUCAUUUAAAUUCGGAAUUUUCAAUACUGUUCAACAAUUAUUGAACAGCUUUAUGUAAGGUUCUGUAUCAAGUAAUGUUAUGUUUUAACUAAGUAUUAAAAAUAAAUCAAUAAACUCAAAGCAAA
This is a messenger RNA of Nymphalis io (European peacock), 565 nucleotides long. RefSeq lists its product as uncharacterized. The transcript has 3 exons. Lineage: Eukaryota; Metazoa; Arthropoda; Insecta; Lepidoptera; Nymphalidae. Bases 115 to 348 code for a protein of 77 amino acids. The record is from RefSeq and is a predicted model, not a curated record.